CCCGCCACCUACUAGUGGGCAUCCUAAAGUUGGGCUAGGCUAGGUAGGGUUCCUGAAAACGCGACUCUCAAAUGAGAGUCGCGUUUUCUGGGGGUCGAAUUUUGACCACCCAACUCCCUCCCUUUCACCGCACUGAACUCCUCCCCGUCUACAAACUCCAAUUUCCAACCAAACUCCCUCCCAUUCACCGCACUGAACUCCUCCCUGUCUACAAACUCCAACCUUUCCAACAAAACUCCCUCCCUUUCACCGCACUGAACUCCUACCCAUCUACAAACUCCAACCUCUUCUCCAACUCCCACCCAACUCCCUCCCUUUCACCGCACUGCACUCCUACCCAUCUACAAACUCCAACCUCUUCUUUAACAACCCACCCAACUCCCUCCCUUUCACCGCACUGAACUCCUACCCAUCUACAAACUCCA
Messenger RNA from Closterium sp. NIES-67, 425 nucleotides. NCBI's taxonomy places the organism in Eukaryota, Viridiplantae, Streptophyta, Zygnematophyceae, Desmidiales, Closteriaceae. The record is from the annotation of a GenBank genome assembly.